CUGCUGCCAUCGCUGGUACGGGCGAAUCGAACUAUUGUGAACCUUGUGAGAGCAACGGCGUGAGGUUGUCUAGGGCUGUAAAUUUUCUAUCCAGCAACAAGCACAGCCCAGACAGACACCAUUUCGAUAACCCCCACCAUCACCACCACCACGACUACUACGACCAGGAAGAACUGCGCUGUCGGUAGUUCCUGCAUUUAGCUAGCUACCCAGCCUGCCUGUCGGCUUAGUUGUCUGUCUGUCUUUCUGCGUGCUGACGUCCGCUGGAGCUCUGCUCUUUUCGCUGCUGCUGUUGGUGACGGCGAAUGUGUACAGUAUGACGCUGUGGUUGGAAGCACACAGCACUAAUUUAUAAGCAGCAGCCAUCUCUCUCUAAAAAAUUACAGUGAUAAUAGCCAUAAUCGUGCGUGUACUCGGCGGGACUACUGAGGAAGGGCUUCGUGGGAUUCUAAUGCACGAAGCUCGUUGUUGUUAUUGUCAUUUCACUUUAAAUGCACAGGUUGACGGUGUGUUUACUGGUGUGCUACGAGUACAUAAACUGGGUGUAUCAGUUUUGGCAGAAAUAACUGAUCUGAGAAAGAGAAAGAAAGAAAAAACGAAUUGCAGUUCAGAAGGUGUAGCAAAAACCGAAGAAGAGGAAAAUCAACCUGUUUGCCAAUACCGUAGUGAUACGGUCGCUGUAUAUAAAAGAACAAACAUUCGUCGAUACUUGUUCUCCGACACACUCUAAAGCUGCAUACGAAAAGUGACUACCAUUUCAUUGAUCGGAUAGUGGAACAUUAUACGGGUGCAUUUGUCAUCAGCUUGCGUUGUUUUCAUGAUCAUCGUCACGCUAAGCGCGUCUCUAAUUACUUGUCGGAUUCGAGUGUAGAGAAAUGUCAACAUCUCAAAAUUCCGCAUGAUUGUUACCUACUAGCAAUUUAAGCGGUAAUAUUACAAGUGAGACGGCGACUUUCAGGAUCAGCCAGACCUACAUCAGAUCGCUGGACGGCGGCACCACCACAACAACAACGGCGCGAACAAGCAUAAAUUGUCAGUUAGCGAUUAACUUUGUAUCCAUAUCGUUGACUGAUUGAGAACCGUUCAUAGUGUCCUUCUCUUUAAUGGAAACAAGCUGUUGCUAAUACUACUCGCACAGCGAAUCUCCGAUUUUCUCGGUCUGACCUGACGGUGGCGGCAGCAGCCGGCUACUUACUCAGCCGGCUAUACUUACGUCCGCCUGUUAUUUAGCAGCUGUAACAACGACGGCCGUCAGCAACAACAGCAGCGUCGGUGCCACAGCAGCAGAACGGGUCCUGACAGUAGUUUAACGGGAUUGCUGCGGCCGUAUUAUCGUUGUACGGCCGGCUGUCACUGGAGGCUGCCCCCUUCCCAAGUGAACGUCGCAAGCGAUUCGCAGGCACACAUCAAUGAGUUGACCGCUGCCAAACGCACUGAAUCACACGAAAACAUAGCUAUAUAUUGUUUAUUACUCGAGUUGUCACUAGUUGAAGUGUAAACAGGCAAGGCAAUAACUCCAACAUUUCAGUGGCACAACGUGAGACGGUGUUGUGAGGGUGCGUGUCAUCGACAAAUCUUAAAUACUGAAUGAAAGUACCAGGCUGUUAUAGCUGGCGAGGUCGAUAAGCAAUAGACAGAUAAACAGAGUUAAUCGCUCUGCGCCUGAAGAAGGUAAAAGGCGCCUGUUGUUGGGCAACUGUUUCGGCCCCUGUUGGGAGUUAGGGGAAAUCGUGCAAAUUUCUGCGACGACGAAAGGGUACGUUCUUGCUCCGUUGACGACAUCAUUGCCAUCAUCGUCAUUUUCAUCUCGUUGCAAGUGUUGAAACUGAAACAGCUCGAUAGAGAAGUGGUUCGGCUGAAAUGAGUGACGUCGUCUGUGUCUUGCACUUAAGCUCUUCUACACGAUAGCCAGUAGAUUUGUUGGUACCUGCGUAUGUACAACAGAUGACACUGUGUUGUCCUGAUAUAUUCAAAGGGAAGCAUUUAUCUAUGAUCAAACUCCAUCGAAAACAACCACCAAGAACUUAACACCGUAAACGUCGAUCUGCUAAAACCUGAGUUGGUUUGCAAAAAGCCGAUAUCAUCGUAAUUUCGCUGACUCUCUCUUAUUAAUAUACGACGACAAUAACGAGCUGUUAGAAGUGAAUAGUGCGCUCUUUUAAUAAACUGUUUCUAGUAACAUCACUUUGACAGUGUAUCACAGAAAAAUGUCUGGCUUCGAUGACAACCCGUUUGCUGACCCAGCGACAACCGUCAACCCAUUCAGUGAUCCAUCAAUUCAGCGGGCUACCCAACAGCCGCCCAAUGGAGGGGGCAUAAUUGACGACUAUAACCCAUUCGAGAAUCAGGCCCAGCCACAGAUUGCUCCGGUCCAUCCGACACCAGCGUCCGGACAGCUGCCACCCGACCCGGCAAAACGACACCAGCAGCAGACCGCGGACGCGGUUCGGAACAACCAGAUCCACCAGCCAGCUGUUAUGCAGCCUGUCGACCCAGCAGCAAAGGCAAAACUGACGGCAGAAGAGCUACAAAAGCGUCAGGAAGAGCUAGAUCGACGCGCAGCGGACCUCGAGGCACGUGAAGAGGCUCUCCGGAAUGGAGGAUUUAACGUUCGCGCCCAUAACUGGCCCCCGUUGCCUUCGUUCCUACCGAUCAAGCCAUGCUUUUAUCAAGAUAUAGGUGUCGAUAUUCCCCUCGAAUUUCAGCGGAUCGUCCGCACAAUGUACUAUUUGUGGGGCUUUUAUGCGUUGUUACUCAUAGUAAAUGUGUUUGGAGGUAUAGCCCUACUCAUUGAGGAUACGGAAAAAAAAUCAUACGAUACUUUUGGCGGCUCAAUAGUGUCACUAGUUCUGUAUGUUCCGCUAUCGUUUGUAGGCUGGUUCCGACCCGUCUAUCGAGCAUUCCGAAGUGAUUCGUCGCUCAAUUUUAUGAUUUUUUUUCUUGUUUUCACAGUACAGGUGGUGUUAUCUAUCGUUUCAACAAUUGGCAUCGUCAACUACGGCGCCAUUGGUGUGUUCACGGCGAUUUAUGGAUUCAAAUAUGGACUGGUGCUUGGGAUUUUUCUUUCGACCAUAGCCGUCUGCCAAGGUCUGUUUGCGCUGGCCUGUUUCAUCAUGCUGAUGCGGGUGCACGCACUCUAUCGCGGCACGACGGCCAGCUUCCAGCGAGCGCAGGCCGAAUUUGCUUCAGGUGUCCUGCGCAACGAACACGUUCAACAAGCAGCCGCGAAUGUGGCCGCUGAAGCAGCUCGCCAAACCGUCCAAAGCAAUCUUUCGGGGAGCCGAUACUGAGCUUUUUGACUCAAUAACUACGUAGAAGAUAGGAUAAGUGAUAAAAGAUGAUGGCUGAGGACGUACGGAGGAUUUAUGUAAUGAUAUGUAAGGAGAAAGGCAGAAAACUGAUUAAGCGGAAAAACAGCAAAGCAAGAGAAGAAAGUGUACGGAAAGAGUCGAAAAGACGUCAACGUCGAGUUCACUCCUCGAAAAAAAAAAUAACAGCUGUGGCCAAAACAGAUGCAAAAG
Molecule: messenger RNA, 3521 nt
Organism: Varroa destructor (honeybee mite)
Lineage: Eukaryota; Metazoa; Arthropoda; Arachnida; Mesostigmata; Varroidae
Product: secretory carrier-associated membrane protein 1-like
Biological process (GO): protein transport
Cellular component (GO): trans-Golgi network membrane; recycling endosome membrane
Source: RefSeq, a predicted model, not a curated record